AGUCAUGAACAACUAUUCCUUCCUUGAGUCCUCCCAACAACAGGCCCAGCAGCAGCAACAACAACAUAACCAAUCGCGCCCACCACCCUCACCCUCACACUCGCAAGCUGGCAGCAUAGCAGGAUCGCAAGUGAACGGCGGCGGCCAAAACAGUAUUCCGAUGGUCAACGGACUGCCAAGCGGUGGUCAGCAGACGGACAUGAACCACCUCUGGGCUGUGGUGCAGCAGUUGAGCCAGCUGUUGGAGGAGAACAAGGCGCAGACAAGAGGUAUUGUAGAAGGGGUUGCUGCGAUACAAGGAAGGGCUGCUUUGGAGGAGGGUGGAGAGGUUGGCGGUGGUUCCGCACCGAGGGGAAACGGAGUGAGCAUGAGAGAAGUAAAUGGAGAGAUCAACGCAGCGACCCAGACACAUCUCCAAAACCAGCUCACAACAGCCCAAUCGACCAUCGCUUCCCUCACCGCAACAAACACAUCCCUCUCCGCUCUCCUUACAGACUACGAGUCUGCCUUGGCUCUUUUACUUGACAAGUUGCGCCCAUAUGCUUAUUCCCAAACAUCGUCGAUCCUUGCACUUCACAAGCAUUAUCAAACACUGCUUGAGCAGGAACGAUCUACAUCUAUGAGUCUAAGGAUCGAGCACGCAGAAUGGCAAGCGGGACUUAGCCGCGUAGCAGAAAACGCAAGGAACGCACUACGAAUGCAGGGAGAGGUGGAGGCAGGCUUGCGUGGACGCUGUAAAGAGCUCGGAGAAGAGAACCGUGUUCUCCGACGCAUGGUAGGGUGGGAGGAGAGAGAAGAUAGUGACGACGAAGACGAGGAUAGCGUAUAGCGAAGCGACAAUAGGGUGGACAUUUGUGCUCUUGUUUCGCGGGUUUUGUGCAUAGCGAUGGCGUUUGGGACACUGUUGUCUUAUAUCCAUGAUUCCGGGGUCUUUGGAAUGAGGUGUAGGCUGUUAGGAUACCGUUACAUCCUAGUAUGAAUAUAAGCCAUAUUAC
Bipolaris maydis ATCC 48331 is the source of this 995-nucleotide messenger RNA. RefSeq lists its product as uncharacterized. The record is from RefSeq and is a predicted model, not a curated record. NCBI's taxonomy places the organism in Eukaryota, Fungi, Ascomycota, Dothideomycetes, Pleosporales, Pleosporaceae.